CCCCAUCUGCUUUCCAUCCAGAGAAAAAACCUGUGGCCUUUGUCCAAUCCAGGAUUUUAACAUAUCAAGCAGUAGCAACGUGGCUUCCUUUCCAUGUAGGAAGCACACUGGAGAGCAAGCUAGAGCGUCAUCUCAUUCCAUGGCUCAGUCUCCAGGUAAACUGAUGGACGCAAUCAGAAGGCCAGUCACAGCAGCUUCAUCUGUUCAUCAAUCAGCGGCAAAUCAUCUCCAGCCAGUCGUCACCUUGGCUCGGAGGAAUGGAGCUAGCAGGAGGUGUCUUCUCACUCUGCUGGCAUCCGCUGCAGCCAUACCCGAGGCCAGUGAAUCAAGAAAGGCCCUAUUGCAAGAUUAUGUGAAGAGAUCAAAGGAAAACAAAGAAAAAAAUGACAAGGAGAGACGGGAUGAAGUCUACAAGAGGAAUUACAAGGAUUAUUUCGGUUUCAUGGAGGGCCCGGUUAGAGAGAAGAAAGAGGAGGAUCUCACAGAGUCAGAGAAAGGAAUUCUCGCAUGGCUUGACAAGAACAAGUAGCUUUUGUAUAGGAAAAUUCCUACAAUGGUGAAGUUUGUUAAUGAGAAUGUAUUACUGGAAAUUUGUUGGGGAAAUGCUGAGAUAAAGGCAAGAAAUGUUAUUCAAA
Molecule: messenger RNA, 635 nt
Organism: Lolium perenne
Lineage: Eukaryota; Viridiplantae; Streptophyta; Magnoliopsida; Poales; Poaceae
Biological process (GO): photosynthesis
Cellular component (GO): photosystem I
Source: RefSeq, a predicted model, not a curated record